Molecule: messenger RNA, 4781 nt
Organism: Mobula hypostoma (lesser devil ray)
Lineage: Eukaryota; Metazoa; Chordata; Chondrichthyes; Myliobatiformes; Myliobatidae
Gene: entpd6
Product: ectonucleoside triphosphate diphosphohydrolase 6
Exons: 14
Coding region: 116-1393 (425 amino acids)
Cellular component (GO): Golgi apparatus
Molecular function (GO): hydrolase activity
Source: RefSeq, a predicted model, not a curated record
GGUGACGUCACGGGCAGCGGAGUGGCGGUCGGUGAAGGAUGUGGUUCCAUUUCGAGUUCAGUAUUCCAUGAGCGGAUCAGCUGCAAAUAAAAUAUGUAUUUAAUUGCUGAUAACCAUGAAGGCCCCAAAAAUUGCAUUUGUUUUGGUCCUUUUCAUAUGCCUAUUCCUAUACGUCUAUCAGAAGAAACCUUUGCAACGAAUACAGAGUGGACUUGGAUUCAAUGUGCAGGUCACACACGAACAGCCUGUUCCUCAAGCCUUCUAUGGAAUUAUGUUUGAUGCUGGCAGCACUGGGACACGCAUCCAUGUUUUCAAGUUUACCCAGAUGGCAAAUGAAUCUCCUAAACUUGCAAAUGAAACUUUCAAAGCCUUGAAACCAGGAUUGUCAGCAUAUUCUGACAAGCCUCACUUGAGCACAAAGGGAAUUCAAGAUCUGCUGGAGGUUGCCAAAGAAUCAGUUCCUUAUGACCAUUGGUCAAGCACUCCUUUAGUAUUAAAAGCCACGGCUGGGUUACGGCUUUUACCUGGAGUAAAAGCCCAGCUUUUACUAGACAAGGUGAAAGAAGUCUUUCAAUCAAGUCCCUUCCGAGUGUCAAAUGAUUGUGUUACUAUCAUGGAUGGGACAGAUGAAGGUAUUUCAGCAUGGAUUACUGUCAACUUUUUAACAGACAGCUUGCAAGAUUCAAAGCAAGAUGCUGUUGGAAUGCUUGACCUUGGGGGUGGUUCUACGCAAAUCACAUUUUUGCCUCACAGUGAGAUGACACUCCAGACCUCUCCUGUUGAUUAUAUUACCUCAAUUCAGAUGUUCAAUAGCACUUUCACACUUUACUCACACAGUUACUUGGGGCUUGGGCUGAUGUCAGCGAGAUUGGCGAUUUUAGGAGGAACUGAAGGUAGACCAACUGAGAAAGAUCAAGACUUAGUCAGUUCCUGCUUAGCACCAGGCUACAAAACAGAAUGGAAACAUGCUGAAAUUCUUUACAGCAUUAAAGGACAGAAAGCAGGAGAGCACCUAUAUGAUUCAUGUUAUUCAAGGAUAGAGAAGGUGCUUUACAAAAGGGUGCAUAAGCCUGAGGAAGUACAGAACAUUUCAUUUUAUGCAUUUUCCUACUACUACGACAGAGCAGUCGAUGUUGGGCUGAUUGAUGAAGAAAAAGGAGGCAUUUUAAGAGUUGAAGAUUAUAGGAGAGCAGCCAAGCUUGCAUGUCAAAGUAUAGAAGCUGGGUCAACAGAUCAACCAUUUCUUUGCAUGGAUCUUGUAUACAUAACCGUACUGCUACAGGAGCUGGGAUUUCAAAACGAUGCUGAGUUAAAGCUUGCUCGAAAGAUCAAUGGUGUUGAGAGCAGUUGGGCACUGGGAGCUACAUUCCAUUACAUUGACUCCCUUCACUGAAACUGGAGAGAAAUGCGAUUGUUUACAUUAUCAAACAGUUCCGUCAGGGUUGAACACACACCUUCUUCAAAAUAUUGUCUUCCCCCAGUGGCAAUGGGGCAAUCAGAAAAUGCGGAUCUAGACUUUGUUGAUUUUAAUAUUCUGAGUCCUGUGGUUUAUUGUUUUAAAUCCAGGCGAUCAAAAAAUCACUGAUUUUUAGAUGGUCGCCACAUUGGCUGAGAUUUUGCAUAAUCUUUAACAAAAAUGGUGAGAAUCUUUGUUAUAAGUUUAUUUUAUUUUUUAGGAAUCAACAAAAACUAAAUUUUAAGGGCUUGUGGAUUGUGUUUAUUUUUUGUUUCUUUUUAAUAUGUAAUACCAUUUUUAUUCAAUUGGAUUAUUCAUAGACUAAAUUGCGACAUGUUCUAUAUGCAAAGAUUAAUGUUCACACGAAACAGAAUUUCAAGUAUGGUGCCUUUUGUUUAACCUUUUCCAGUCAAGAUUGCACAAAGCUGCAAUUUCUGUCUUAUAAGCUCUGCCUUAUUUGUUUUUUUUAGGUUUGUAGAGAAAAUUUUGAGGUCUGGGAAGGGAGUUAGUGAUCAGGUUAGGAUUUAGGGACAGGGAUGUGGGGGAUUUAGAGGACAGGCUGGAGUCUAGGCCUCUGUUCCACAUUCAGCCACUUGGAUGUGGUCAGAUGUUGAGCCAGCAAAGCAGCAAGAAUGAGGCUGGUAAUGUCUCGGUAUGCAAGCUGGGCUGGCAAAGACCAGAGUUCAAGGCCUAGUGUUCAGGGGCCCGCCAUCGGUGAGUCUGGAGCUCAAGGCCUGGAUCUUGUGUCCUCAUUCGUUGUUAUUGGUGAGUCCUGGGUCGCUACCAAAAGAUCAAAACCCUAAGGUCGUUCCGAAGUACAGAAGUCGAGGCAUGAUAGCCAGAGCUGUGAGGGUGCAAACCUCUUUGAGUCCUUUGUGGAAGUCGAAAGCCCAAUAUCUGCGAAUCCACGAGUCCGUUGGAGCCUGGAGGCCAAAGAUGGCCUGUCUUGGGGUUAGAGGACUGGUUGGGAGGGAGGAACAGGUCUUGGCUUGCUAGUGAUGCUUUUGACUUGGUGGUCCUGUGUUGUUCUGUCAAGCUUGGUGGGCAUGUUGUGUUGGCGCUGGAAUGUUUGCCAAAGCUUGCAGGCUGGCCCCAGCACAUCUUUGUUGGCUGUUACACUGUCUCGCCAAUGAACUGGACUCUGAAAACUCGUUCCUCAAUCACACUUUAUUUACUGAUGCAGAAGGAAAACAGCAUGGCCCCUGUCACCACACUUUUCUGAAGUUUGAACAAAGAAAUGCUAUUUUUUAUACAGAAAUUCACUAGUUGGAUACAAAUAUUGAUCCAAUAGAAACUUUGUGCACUUCCGAUUCCCAUCAUUUGUAUAUUUUAGUACCAAUCAUAAUACAUAUUUCAGGUGUUAAUAACCAAUUAAAUCUACAUGUUAAGGGCUAAUAAUACUUGAAUUAUUAAAGUAACUGUCCAAUAGUAAAUACUGCCCUAGAAUUCUUCAUUUACAUCUUUAUCUUGGUACGCUCAGUGACCUUGGUUCCCAGGCUUGAACCAGAUCUGAAUCAGAUCUUUUCCAUGAAAUGAAAAUAAAACCAUUUUGAGGGAACACUAGUUCAUUUAGAAAAAUAGCUACUCACAGUUGGACAUCACAAUCAACCCUUAUUCAACACUCCAUCUACAAUGGAUGUCACCAUAGCAUAAUGAGAAGAAUAUCGCAGAUUUGCUGAAUAAGUAAUACCAUUUACUGCUGGAUAUCUGUCAGUUGCAGGGACUUGCCAUUUUGUUACAUUUAAGACCAUUCAGUUAUGUAUUACACGAGCCUGUAAUAUUUUAUUCUGUAUGCAUCAAAGCACAACUGUGAGAGCUAUAAACAUGCUUUGAAUAGCUUUUAUCGGCCACAAUAUCUGCAAAUGAGCCAUUCACAUUUGGAACUGUCUGCCAAUAGUAUAUGUUGAUUUAAAUAUUGGAAUUCCAUUGCAAAAGAGAGCAAAGUUUGAGGAGAUUUUUCCAUGCUUCAUUUGUAACCUCCUUGGGGGCAUCGUGCUGAAUAAGCCUGCCAAUCCAUAGUAUCUGUAACCUCCUUGGGGGCAUUGUGCUGAAUAAGCCUGCCAAUCCAUAGUAUUUGAAUGAAGUAACCUGGCCACUUUUUUUUAUAGACUGUAUAGGAUAUAACGUCUCUCAAAAGGACUUCACAGAAAACCUUUAUUUAUAAUUGUUUAAAUUAUUUACUUCAGUAAUGUUUGAAAGUUGCACUUUCAAAUUUUAAAGGAUAGUGAUUGCAAAAUUUAAUAUUGAAUCUUCCCCAGUAAAUCGAUUAUAGAAUUGAUGUUAGCCAGCCAUAAGGUUUGUCAGCUAGUUUUUAGGCAAUUUGCCGUAGUAAACAAGCUGGCACCUACUUUCUGCUUCCAGGCGAGUCCUUCCUGUUUGUAAAUUUGAAACCAGCUGCUGCUGAAGGAGCAUUAUUGUCAUUCAAUGAUGGUUAGAUGUUGACCCUUCUCAUUACAUUGCCUUGUGUUGAAGCUAAAAUGCAAAUUUAUGGUCAGUGAUCUGCUUGAAUCUUCCAACCUUAAUGCAAAAUGCUAAACUCAAGCAAAAAUUAACUGGGAUAAAAUAUGCACUCUGCUAAUCUAUUGUAAUUUGGGAACUCUUCUCAGAAUGAUUAAUUAAAGAUUGGUUAAUUUCCCUAUGAAAGGGGAAGUGGAGUCAUUGAAUGUUAUCCAAGUCAAUUUGGAGACCUUGAUUCACCGGAAUAAGGGUAUAAAAUGGGGUGAGCAUUUCAGGUAUGAGGCUAUCACUGGACAGGUCUUGCAAAGAUUUUUGCUAAUAGAUUCCACUUACAUUACUUGUUAACACAAAAUGUAAAAAAUCUACCUUAUUGUCUGUUGGAGGCUGACUUUUAGCACCUUAUCUUUCUAAUUUCUGGAAGUAUAUGGUCACCUACCAAAACCACUUUACAAGGUGAUGAACAUUCAGUAUGCAGACUCAAUGAAGAUUUACUAAUGCCUCAGACGUUUGAAACAAAUAAACAUAUGAAAAUUCUGCUCCCAAAUCUGUUCUCAUCAUGGCUUCCAACUGAUGUAUGGAUGUGUUUGUAUCAUUGAUCGUUUCCAUCUAAGUUUGUUUGCUAUCUGUUCUUAAGCCAUUCUUCUUUUAUUUCCUGAUUGCAAGUUUGAACUUAUUUUCAUUUAAAAAGUCACAGAACUCAUGUAAAAAGUUACAAUACAUUUGAACAGAGCAACAACUGGUAUUUGAUCUUUACAGAUCUUCAAGAAUUAAGUAAAUAAAUUAAUUUUAGUGUUCUACUUAAAAGGAUACGUCUUCUAAAGUUUUGUUCCUUUUUGACCAACACAGAAUGCUGGAGGAAUACAACAAG